Echinococcus granulosus is the source of this 342-nucleotide messenger RNA. RefSeq lists its product as hypothetical. NCBI's taxonomy places the organism in Eukaryota, Metazoa, Platyhelminthes, Cestoda, Cyclophyllidea, Taeniidae. The transcript has 2 exons. The record is from RefSeq and is a predicted model, not a curated record. The coding region runs from base 1 to 342 and encodes 113 amino acids.
AUGGGCGCCCUGUCUAACCAUUCUACGCGUUCCAAAGGAUUAAAGGACGAGAAAGACGCCGAAUCGAUUGCAGCAUCAUCACGCAAGGGCCGUAACAUUGGCGUGAAGGAAGCAAUAAUGGGCAGUAAUAACCCCUUGUGCGCAACAUCCCGCCACCUCCCAGAGGUUACUCGGCUCUGCCGUCUCCAGUGUUUGGACUCCUCAUACCACACCGACGGACUACAUCACCACUUCACUGAAGAAACAAUGGUGGUGGUGGUGGUGGUGGUAGCGGAACCAUCAACAAUAACGCAUUCAUUUUCAGGUGCAGUAAGAGCCAUCAGCACUCCGGUAGCAGGCUAG